Cebus imitator (Panamanian white-faced capuchin) is the source of this 1498-nucleotide messenger RNA. RefSeq names its product transmembrane protein 215 (gene TMEM215). NCBI's taxonomy places the organism in Eukaryota, Metazoa, Chordata, Mammalia, Primates, Cebidae. The coding region runs from base 379 to 1086 and encodes 235 amino acids. The transcript has 2 exons. The record is from RefSeq and is a predicted model, not a curated record.
UAACGAGGCCAGGCUCGCGCCGCGUCCCCUCUUUCCCAGGCUCAGUGCUUCCUCCCCCCGCGCCCCGCGCGCAGCGCGCUGAGCUGGCGCCGGGCUCCGUUUGCACAGCACGGGGACCGACGGGCACGGCUGGGAGAGCCGCUUUCCCACGUUCCACCUCCCGGAUACAGAGUCCCUGGGGGAAACCAAGCUUUCCUCCCAGAGCCAGGGGAGCGAGCUGAGGGGGCAGCUGCUUUGGAGGCUUCUGAGGAGACAGCCUGGCUUCUUUCCCUACUUCUUGGAGAGCGCAGGAAACCUCAGGUACCUGGUGACCCCAGCCGAAUAAAGGAACGCUGCUCCCUGGCCAGCAAGCAGCCCCCAACCUGGAUGGAGUGAAAGAUGCGGCCUGAUGACAUUAACCCGAGGACUGGGCUGGUGGUGGCCCUGGUCAGUGUCUUCCUGGUCUUCGGUUUCAUGUUCACCGUCUCUGGGAUGAAAGGGGAGACUUUGGGAAACAUCCCCCUCCUGGCCAUCGGGCCGGCCAUCUGCCUACCAGGCAUUGCGGCCAUUGCCCUGGCCAGGAAAACCGAGGGAUGCACCAAGUGGCCGGAGAACGAGCUGCUGUGGGUCCGCAAGUUGCCCUGCUUCCGGAAACCCAGGGACAAGGAGGUGGUGGAGCUGCUGAGGACCCCUUCAGACCUGGAGUCCGGCAAGGGGAGCUCAGAUGAGCUGGCUAAGAAGGCGGGCGUCAGGGGGAAGCCUCCCCAACAAGGCCAGGGUGAGGUGUCUGUGGCCAGCUCCAUCACCACCCCCACACCCACGGAGGAAGGAGAAUGCCAGAGCCUGGUCCAGAGUGGGCAUCAGGAGGAGACGUCCAGAUACCUGGACGGCUACUGCCCCUCAGGCAGUUCCCUUGCCUACAGUGCCUUGGACGUCAAGUGCUCAGCCUGGGACAGAUCUGAGUGCCCUGAGCCUGAGGACAGCAUCUUCUUUGUGCCCCAGGACAGUAUCAUCGUUUGCUCCUACAAGCAGAACAGCCCCUAUGACAGAUACUGUUGUUAUAUCAAUCAGAUACAAGGCAGGUGGGACCACGAGACCAUCGUCUAAUCUGUGCAUACAAAGGUCACUGGAUUCAUAGAAACAUGACUAUGCCCAGCUCCCCAUGGAAGAAAAUUGCUCUGCUUGGAGAGCCUUCACACCGUUAGAAAUUGACCUGGUAUGUGAUGGGUGUGAUAAUAUCUGGUGUCCGAGAGUCAUGUAAAUAGGCAUGUUGGGGACACACUUUAGGGAAGGGUGAUAAGGAUUAAGGACACUGGAAGAGGCAGUGGGUAGGAAAGGAAGUUACUCCGGUUGCUUCUUAACAAUUUACACAAUGUUGAAUGUUUUGUAAAAUAACCCAAAAAGUGCUAUCCAGGACCAGCUGAAAGCAAGAUAAAUCUAGAGUGGGCUACAGAUGUGAGGCAUCAAACGAUGCAUGAGCUGUCCAUAGGGAAAGUGAGCUGCUUUGUUUUUGAAGAAA